Molecule: messenger RNA, 2250 nt
Organism: Botrytis cinerea B05.10
Lineage: Eukaryota; Fungi; Ascomycota; Leotiomycetes; Helotiales; Sclerotiniaceae
Exons: 2
Coding region: 480-1712 (410 amino acids)
Source: RefSeq, a predicted model, not a curated record
GGGCUGUAGCUGAUCUGAGCCCUGCACGCAAACGCCGAGGCAGGUUCUCUGACGACCAACUUUUGGUGGCUUCCCUACAAUCGACAGCUGCCUGUGCACAAAAUUGAACAUGCUGGACUAGCUAAAAAAUAUCACCUCCGAUUCCUGUCAACGAUCUCCUCUGAGUCCCAUCCAUCCCAAAUCCCCUCGCACAAUCCGCAGAAUCAAGCCGAGCUGCCAGUGCAGGCGGCCGAAUUGCAACUAUUUUCACAACCACGCACUUCAUUCCUUUCAAGAGUUGUUCUGCGUUACGCCCAGGGCAAUAAGCCUGUACCAUCUGAAGUGCUGGUAUCCAACGGGAAUCCGCUCCUCCUCCAAGUAACGGCAACAACUGUUUAAUUAUCAAAAAGGUGCCCCAAAACGCUCUGUACCUUUUCUCUGCAAAAUCCGUCCACUGGCUGUGCGAUACUUACAGCUUAUUUCUCGCGUUUUAGUAAAAAAUGCGGCUCCUAUCACGAUCGAGGAACGGUAAAUGGCUUAUUCAAGAAUUUUUGGAGGCAGUUCCUUUCUACGCAAUAUUGUCCCAUACUUGGGAUUCUAAAGAUGCGGAGGUCACAUUCGAGGAUAUUAAGGACGGAACACGGGAUUUCGAUGAUAAAAGCAAGUCUGGGUUCGACAAGCUACGCUUCUGCUGCGAAAAAGCCGAACUCGAUGGGCUGUGCUAUUUCUGGAUAGAUACAUGCUGCAUUAAGAAGUCGGACGGGCCAGAGUUGGAUCGAUCUCUGAACUCUAUGUUCUACUGGUAUCAGAGGGCUGUCAGAUGUUAUGUGCUUUUAUCCGACGUUUCGGCCAGAGCACCUGGUGGAGGAGAAGCUUUCGAUGCAGUCGAAGCCUUUAAGCGGAGCAGAUGGUUUGAGCGUGGCUGGACACUACAGGAAUUAAUUGCGCCUAGCUCAGUAGUGUUCUAUUCAAAAGAGGGAAAUCGACUUGGUGACAAGGAAGAAUUAGUGGAAGCGGUGGCCACUGUGACUAAGAUCCCUAUUAUGGCUCUGCAAGGCGUCAAACUUUCGCGCUUCAGUAAAAAAGAACGCUUUUCAUGGGCAGAAAAUCGGAAAACAAGCGUACCUCAAGAUGCUGCCUAUUGCCUGGUUGGUAUCUUCAACGUACGUAUGUAUCCCUCAUACGCUGAUGGCGUUAAGAGCGAUUUGAAAAAAGAGGCUUUAUAUAGGCUUGAUAGAGAGAUUGAGGAUGCAUCUAAGAAUGCCAAGCAAGUCGAUGAUGUCAUACGAAUAGGAGGUGCAUCAUGGUGCGACUUAAGUAAAUUGGACAAAACGAAGUUGGGAGAGCUCGACGGUGCACUCGAAGGUUAUGUGAGAUGGCUACUCGAUAUCUUCCCGAGUGAGCACAAUGCUGCCGAGAACUUGACAAAGCUAUCGCAAACAGCCGGAAAGAACAUGAAGGACUUGCUAGCAGAUUUCGGAGUUCACUACGAGGAUCUAUCCAGCAUGGAGACUACAGUGAAAACGUGGAAAGAGCCAUGGGCCCGGUACAGUGACAGAAGCAAGCCUGAUCAGAUCAGAGUUCAGGCAAUUGUGGAAAACCGCUGGUAUUGGACCAACAAAAAUGAGGAUGUCUUUAAAAUGAUCACGGCCGCCAGGACUUUGAUGGAAUUAAUGACCUGGAGAGGAAUUUGGACAGCCCAGAGAUAUGAUGAUAUCAGAAGGUGGCUAUAGACUAUAGUCCGCGGCGAUUUUCGUUGUAACUUACAUUUUAUGACUUGUUAUAAUCGUACUAAAGGACAAGACGAGUGUAAGGUCGCGUUCUUUACAUGACUUAAGCUCUAUACGAAGGAGUGUCUCUGGUGAUAUAGAUUUUCGAAUUGCUUUAAUAGGUGAUAUAUUUUGGUCAUUUCUUGAUUAUGUUUUCAUAAUAACAGAAACUAAAUACGCUGUUCGCUCAGGCAAAAAUCUAUAUUCUCGGAAUGAUCGAAUGUCGUCAUCCUCGUCAUCCGAGAGGUGCAAUUUACCGAUGCCCUUUGUAUCUAAGCACUCUUCCAUUGUGAUGUUGGUCUCCUUUUCGAUUUUCGCUCGAAGAGGCUCAAUGAACUCUGGGUUUCCGGCGAGAUUUUAGAGAGCUUGUACUACAGCAUAGUUGGUGUUGUGGAUGGCCAAAAAACAUAAUGUGAAAUAAUCUCUGAUUAAGAGCGAGUAAUCAAGCUAGCGCACAUGGCUUUUUGUGACUAAGUAGCGUCGUAAAAGCUAACCGAUGAGC